Molecule: messenger RNA, 1953 nt
Organism: Rhincodon typus (whale shark)
Lineage: Eukaryota; Metazoa; Chordata; Chondrichthyes; Orectolobiformes; Rhincodontidae
Product: lysine-specific demethylase 2B-like
Exons: 9
Coding region: 16-1953 (645 amino acids)
Biological process (GO): regulation of transcription by RNA polymerase II; protein demethylation
Molecular function (GO): DNA binding; histone demethylase activity; protein binding
Source: RefSeq, a predicted model, not a curated record
AACUUGUUUGCCGUGAUGACUCGUAUCCUGCCUGGUGAUUUUUGUGACAGUGGCUUGUCCAGGGCCUCAGCAAGACUAAAACCGCGGCCUGCCCCAUCAUCAGGACCCAAAAUACUUGUCCAUAAAUCAACAAGUGGAGCGCGAAGACGCAGGACACGAUGUCGCAAAUGCGAAGCUUGCCAACGCUCGGAGUGUGGCGAAUGCCACUUCUGCAAAGACAUGAAGAAGUUUGGAGGUCCUGGCAGAAUGAAGCAGUCCUGUCUCAAGCGGCAAUGUAUUGCACCCGUGCUACCACACACUGCAGUCUGCAAGAUUUGCGGUGAGGCAGGAAAGGAAGACAAUGUGGUGGAUGAAGCAGAGAAAUUUAAUGCUAGCUUAAUGGAAUGCUCCAUCUGCAAUGAAAUAUUACACCCAGGAUGUCUGAAGGUGGAGGAGUCUGAAGGGCUUAUAAAUGAUGAGUUGCCAAAUUGCUGGGAAUGUCCAAAAUGUAACCAGGAAGGAAAAACAGGCAAAAAGAGAGGCCCUGGGUUUAAAUUCGCCUCCAAUCUUCCUGGGUCUCUCUUAAAGGAGUUUAAAGAAGGUGAAGAUGGAGGGAGACGAAAGUCUGAAGACCUUGGACGUCCAAAAGUGGAGGAAUAUCAUCCCAACAGACGGAAAUCUGAUGAUGGUCUAGGACUCAAACGAAGAAAAGAAAAAGAUUUACCAACUGAUUUGGGCCCAAGUAAAAAGCUAAGAGGUGGAAAGGAUGACAAACUUCAAAAGAGAAAGAAACGGAAAACAACUCCAGAUUCUGAAGAAUGCACUAAAGCAAAUCAUGAAAAAUCAGAAGAUGCAGAAAGAAUAGAACGGAUACGACAAAUGAUGAAACGUGUCAACCGAAAUGAAGCAACCAGCUCUAGCUCUAGUUCUGAUUCUGACUCCAAUUCAAGUUCUGGAUCAGAAUCCAGCUUGGAGAGAUCAACAGGAAGUAGUGAUGGAUCUAGUCCAAGGUCAAAUGCAAAGGCUGAUAACCAAAGGUCCAAGCUCAGAAGGCUUUCUAAUGAUAUUUUCAGUGAGGAAGAUGAUGAAGAGGAGGAAGAUGAUGUAGAAAAUGCGAAAAGUGUAAAAACAAAUUCGCUUUUGGCCUCCAAGGAUAGAGAAAAUAACUAUUAUUCCCUGAGAGGGGAGAAUAUGAAAAAAAACUCCUUUAGGACAGUGGAGGUUUCACUGCAGAAGAAAAAUGGACCAUCCAGUCAGCUUUGCCACAAAGUUCUAGGAGGUUUGCCUCGUCCUCAGAUACUAAGCAAACUGUCUGUGCAGUCUCCUCCUAAGCCAUUUCAAAUGGAGCGGCAUGUGGUGCGACCUCCACCCGAUAGUCCUGAGCCUGAUUCUCUACCAUUGGCUGGUGGCUCAAAACAUGUGAUGCAACGGGAAGUGUGGCUGGCAAUAUUCAGGUACCUCAGCCAUAAGGAUCUGUGCAUCUGUAUGAGAGUGUGCAAGACCUGGAGCAAAUGGUGUUGUGACAAGCGGUUGUGGACUACAAUUAACCUGAGUGGCUGCAAAUCAAUCACUCCAACUAUGCUGAGUGGGAUCAUCAGGAGACAGCCCAUCGUACUGAACCUUAGCUGGACAAACAUAUCCAAAAAGCAACUCAGUUGGCUAAUAAACAAAUUACAGAUUGAAUACAAUAAUGCCGUUGAAGACCCCAUGUUAUUGAACUUGUUGUGGCCUUGGCAAAGCUGUUCCAGUACAGCUACAACUCUGGCAUUGACCCGGCAAUGUGGAAAAUUUUCCCAGGUGUGUUCCGUCCAUAAAAAGCAGGACAAAUUCAACUCUGCCAACUACUGCCUCAUCAGUCUAGUCUCGGUCAUCAGCAAAAUGAUGGAAGGGGUCGUCAGUAAUACUAUCGACCAGCACACGUACAGCAAGAACCUGCUGAGUAAUGCUCAAUUUCGUUCCACCAGGGCCACUUGA